AUGGCUCCGUAUAGCGGCGCUGCUCCCUGCCAAUCCUGCCGCUGGAUUCUGCUUCCGCUCCUUCUACGAUGCACACUUUCACAGACGGACAUGGACGACUUCCUUUUCCACCCAGGGAAGCCGGUGGUCAUCAAUCUCGGGCCGCUGAUGGAAUCGGACCUGGGUCAGGCCUUGCACGAGAUGCUCGCAGGACCUGGGCCCAGGACGGGUUCCAGCCACCAGCUGCUGGCCCAAGGGCCUUCUGUGGAGGGGCCCCUGGAAUUCGAGCAGCCGGACCUCUUUCGGGGCUUGCUGAAAGGCUUCGGAUCCCACUUGGUACCUGCGAUGCAGUCGGGCAGCGGCGGCUUCCAAACGAGCGUGACCAACGGGCAUUUCCGCCUUCGCGCCUCUCUUCCGGGCUACAGCAUGCACAGAAGUGGUGACGGAGACGAGCCAUUAAACGUCAAGGUUAUAGGUGACACUCUUGUUGUUCAGGGACAGAAGACCACGGGACAGAUGGUGACCAGCUUUCAGCGGAGCUUUCCCCUCCCUUUCCUGCCGGACGCGAGCAAGGUCUCUGUGAACUACAGCGCGCAGGAUGGGGCACUUCUGGUGGAUGUGCCUCCAAAACCAGGACAAAAGAUCAGAGCUGCCGAAGGCAUGGAGCUGCCGGAGAUGGAAGAGAUUCAGCCGCCUGAAGAGGUCAGGGAUCUCUUUGACAUCCUCGGCGGGCCGCAGAUGACCGUAGCCUUCGCAGACUCGCAGCGGCGCGGGGCGAAGGAAUUCCACAGCCGGCUUCGAGGAGGCCUCCAUCCUGCGAGCCUCAUGGGAGGGCUGAGGCGGGUGCCGAGCGGUCCCAUGCCCAUGGACCCCUUCGGCAGCCUCUGGCAGGAGCUGUCAGACAUGCCAGAGCCUAUGUGGCACGAAGAAGUGGAGACUGAAGGACCUGAGGAGACCAGCUCCACCACGCGCGCACUGCCCGUGGCGCGUGCCCCGGAGCAGAACCAGGGCGGCGCAAGCCCGGUUGUCGUGCAGCCCGCGAAGGUCGCAAAGCCUUUCUGGCGCCUGGCAUCCACAGCAGAUCUGUCCAGGAACGAGUACCUGGACAUUGUCAGCCCCCAAGGGGUGGAGCUGGGGAAGAUCGGAGGCGGCUUUGUGGAGUUCUUUUCCAAGGGUGAUGCGAGUCAGAGCCCGAAGAAGCUGCAGCUGCCGGUGCCCGUCCUUCAGGAGGACUGUGCACAGACGCAGAUGGGCUCGCAGGAGCAAGUGGUUCGCUGCCAUAUUCAGCCCGAAUCUGUGAAGAGUGUGCACAUCAAUGUCAUUGACGAAUUGUGA
Messenger RNA from Symbiodinium sp. CCMP2592, 1314 nucleotides. The record is from the annotation of a GenBank genome assembly. Lineage: Eukaryota; Dinophyceae; Suessiales; Symbiodiniaceae.